AUGCUGCACGAAAAGGAUUUGUUUAUGCGUCACUGUCGCCAAAUACAGCUCCCCAUCCCAGAGACGUACAGUGUGGAAUCUGCGGACCAAACACUCGACAUUCUCCGAGUCGCCGCAGCAAGCAAUCCUAAUCACCGCUUCAUCCUCAAAACUGUGGGGGUUGACGAUGCGCAUAGGGGCGAUAUGUCUCUUCUGCCUCUCGGCAGCGAUGAGGAGACUGCUAGACACGUCACACGACUUCCAAUUUCCAGGCAUAAUCCAUGGAUCCUACAAAGAUAUAUUGCAGGCAACGAGGAAUUCUGUACUCAUGCCGUGGUCAUGAAAGGAGAUGUCAAGGUGUUUGUUGCCUGUCAGUCAGCCGAGCUACUGAUGCACUACCGUGCGUUGCCAGCUGAGGAUGAUAUGACACGAACCAUGCUGCACUUUACUCGAGAGUUUUUGAAACGCUCGCCUGGAGUUGAAGACUGGACCGGACAUCUCAGCUUUGACUUUAUGGCUGAAAAGGUUGCUACGGGAAAUGGCCAAACCAGAAGGCUGUAUGCUAUCGAGUGCAACCCACGGGCACAUACCGCGGUGGUACUCUUCGCACAGCGAGGCCGCGAGAUGCGUGACAUGGUCCAAGCUUACCUAUCAGCUCUCGACGGGGAGACAUUUCCAAAGACCAACGGCGUCAGCGAUGCGCCUAUUCCGGAGUCUAAUAACCUCUCUGCAGUGUACCCGCCUGCUGAUGCUCUACCCCGUUACUGGAUAGGCCAUGAUCUGGUAACCCUCUGGCUGCUCCCUACUUAUAAGCUCUUCAUUCGAGAACAAGAGCCUUCAAAGUACCUGCGGGUGGUCUUGGAACUACUGAAACACAUUCUAUGGUGGAAAGAUGGCACUUUCGAAAUUUGGGAUCCAUUGCCAUUCAUGCAUUUGUAUCACACCUAUUGGGCUGGCACCCUGUGGAACGCAUGGAUGCAGGGGAUAAACUGGAGUCGUCUCAAUGUUAGCACUACCAAGAUGUUUCUCUGCGAUUGA
Messenger RNA from Thyridium curvatum, 1017 nucleotides. RefSeq lists its product as uncharacterized. Gene Ontology annotation, molecular function: ATP binding; metal ion binding. Lineage: Eukaryota; Fungi; Ascomycota; Sordariomycetes; Thyridiales; Thyridiaceae. The record is from RefSeq and is a predicted model, not a curated record. The transcript has a single exon. Bases 1 to 1017 code for a protein of 338 amino acids.